Molecule: messenger RNA, 1680 nt
Organism: Hyalella azteca
Lineage: Eukaryota; Metazoa; Arthropoda; Malacostraca; Amphipoda; Hyalellidae
Product: carbohydrate sulfotransferase 14-like
Exons: 6
Coding region: 269-1621 (450 amino acids)
Biological process (GO): carbohydrate biosynthetic process
Cellular component (GO): membrane
Molecular function (GO): sulfotransferase activity
Source: RefSeq, a predicted model, not a curated record
AACAGCACAAAUAAUGGAGAUUUUGAUCAAAAUUGAACAUACAUGAAAGUCCGAUAAAUAAAAUUCCCAUAAUUUAAUGAAGAUCCGUUCAAAAUUUUGCUUACGUGAAUUUGUUGUACAUCGUUUUGAUGGGACAAAAGUUUUGUGUCGAAAAUUUCAUAAAUUCUCGCUCGCACAAAUUUUCCGGCAUCCCUGAACAUGUGGAAAUGGAAACUGGAUAAUUAAAACUUUGGAUUGAUCAUGUGCCCAAAAAGCAAGACAUUUGGUUAUGGAAAAGAAGAUAUUACAAGUCAUGCAUUGCAGAAACUACCACCCUUCGCUAAUUUUUUUUGUGAGCUUCUUUUGCUUCACGUGUUUGAUGUUGACAAAAUUUCCCGAGAAAAUAAGAAUCAUUGCUCCUCAUCAAAACUAUUCAUGCCAAACUGAAAAUGCUCUAAAAACAGGAUUCGCCACUUCAUGGAAGUCUCCUGAGAACGUUUAUCGUGAAGAUAGGUCUGCUAUAAACGCUUCAUUAUUCCACGUAUUUGAACGACAGCUUAACGCACGGGUUGCUCUUAGAACGACAAUCAGAAUUUUAAGAAACAAAUACCAGAAUAAUUCCCUAAAUCGAUACCAGUUAAAAAUCCAACCGAAAAUUCCGCGGCUGCACAAGCGUUUAGAAGUGAAAGAACCACCGUCGCUCCAGGCGAUUCUCUUCGACUACAAGCAAAACAAGUCAAGAUCGUCGCAUGUAAUAAAUUUUCCUGGCAAUAAAAAUAUUGAUGAAAGAAAGUACAAUAAAUUAGCUGAAAAAUUAGAUUGGGAAGAGAUGCAAAAGAACAAAAUUGAUCGACUAAGAAAAAUUUGCAAGAAAACCACUGAUAACUACCACCAUCCCACGCUGGACGAAUUAAGUAAUCGGAGAGAAAAGCUGCGGAAUAUCCUCGUUGACGAUCGACACAAGCUGCUCUACUGCUACGUUCCGAAAGUGGCCUGUAGCCAGAUUAAGCGAGUUAUCCUGAAGUCUAGCGGGCUCACAUCGAAGGAUCACUUGAAGAUUCCUCAGCGUCGAGUGCACCACUUGUCAUACAUGCUCGCUCUCAGCAAUCCAUUUUAUACACGUGAAGAAGUGAAGCGGCGACUGACAACAUACAAAACCGUUAUUUUUUCACGCCAUCCCAUGGAACGGAUCUUAUCUGCUUACAGGGACAAGUUCGAAGCCAACUCCAACGAGGCUCAAGUUUUUUCAAGAAUUUACGGCCCAUUAAUGCUAAAUUUUAUUAAUAAAACAGCAACGUAUCUGGAAAAAUCGAUGAAAAUGUCCAUAGCUUUCAGCGACAUGUUGGAGUAUCUCAGCAUCAGCCCACCGGAGAAUGACCAAGAGCAUUGGAAGCCGCUCUACCAUAUCUGCCACCCAUGCACCAUAGACUACCAGUACAUCGGAGAGUUCAACUCAUUAGCACAGGACGGCAAGGAAAUUUUUAACAGGGUUUUAGGAUCAGAUAAUGUUGAAUUUCCUUCAGUUAUUCAUUCGGCGACCUCGGAGUUGAUACCAAAGUAUCUUGCUAAUGUGUUGCCUGGUAUCAUUAGGAAAUUUAGAGAAGUUUUCCGGUUGGAUUAUGAAUUAUUUGGAUACUUGUGAUAGCUUUAUCAGACACAUUUUGGUUCCAGUGAAAUUAAUAGAAAAUGUUUAUUCUUACU